AUGUCCAAACCCAGCCAAUACCUUCUCCUCUCGCUCCCCUCAUCCAUCGUCCCCUCGCACCACCGCGACGACGCCCUUGACGCCGUAUCGGCCACCGUAUCCCCGGACAAUGGGUCAGCGGCGUCCUUCCCGAUCCCCGAGUUCAAGAUCGGCACACUAGAUGCCCUGGUGCAGCAGGCUGAUGAGCUGGCCAAGCUCGAGAGCUCGUGUCAGGCUGUUGUUGCAAAGGUCGGGGAUGCUUUGAAGAAUAUCUUGGAGGGGGAUGAGGCACAGAUCGAGCGCAUGAAGGUCGUGAAUGACAAACCGGUGGAUCAGUACCUGCGGACCUUCUCAUGGAACAAAGUCAAGUACCGAGCGGAUCGGUCACUGUCAGAGCUGAUCGAUCUCUUGCAGAAGGAAGCUGCCAGCAUUGACAAUGAUAUCCGGUUCAAGUACUCCCAGUAUAACCAGGUCAAGAAUACGCUCGCCACGCUGCAGCGGAAACAAACAGGAAACCUCUCGACAAAAUCGCUCGCCUCGGUCGUCGAUCCGCGGUCGAUCGUCCAGGACUCGGAAUACAUUGAGACGCAUCUGAUCGCCGUGCCAGCGCAGCUCGUCAAGGAGUUUCUGGCAGCCUACGAGACCGUGGCACCCAUGGUGGUGCCCCGCUCGGCACAAUUGGUCGCCUCGGACAGUGAAUUCUCACUGUAUGCCGUGACGACAUUCAAGAAGCAUGCCACGGAGUUUGUGCACCGAUGUCGCGAGCAAAAGUGGAUCCCUCGUGACUUCAAGUACGUUGAGGGCGGCAAGGAAGAGGAGCGCAAGGAAGUCGAGCGCGUUGGCGGCGAUGAGCGCAAGCUUUGGGGCGAGACGCUACGCCUCGGCCGCACGGCGUGGAGCGAGGCCGUCAUGGUCUGGAUCCACGUCUUGGUCUUGCGGGUGUUUGUCGAGACGGUGCUUCGCUACGGGCUUCCGUUGGAUUUCGUGUGCGCUUUGAUACGAAUCCCUACCUCCAAGCAAGCAGACCGCGCAAAGCACAACCUCGAAGAGAAGUACUCGUAUCUGGCAGGAAAUGCCUUUGGCCGCGACAAGAAGGGCCGGGUCAAGCGCGACGAUCCCAGCGAAAUGCAUGCAACCGGCGAGGGAGGCGCGGAAUAUACGCCGUACGUGUACUACGAAUUCGAAUUCAACUGA
Penicillium alfredii is the source of this 1173-nucleotide messenger RNA. RefSeq names its product H(+)-transporting V1 sector ATPase subunit C. The coding region runs from base 1 to 1173 and encodes 390 amino acids. The record is from RefSeq and is a predicted model, not a curated record. Gene Ontology annotation, molecular function: proton-transporting ATPase activity, rotational mechanism. Gene Ontology annotation, cellular component: vacuolar proton-transporting V-type ATPase, V1 domain. The transcript has 5 exons. Gene Ontology annotation, biological process: proton transmembrane transport. NCBI's taxonomy places the organism in Eukaryota, Fungi, Ascomycota, Eurotiomycetes, Eurotiales, Aspergillaceae.